AUGGCCGCGCCGUCGGAAGCAGAGCCGGUCGCAUUGCCCAAGGAGGAACAGAAACCUAAGAUAGAGCCGCUGAGGCUUCCAACGGUCGAGGAAAUCCGGGGACAGGAGAUAUGGAACAAUUGCGCCAUCCGCAGCGCCUUCAGCGGGAUCAUGGGUACUUUCCCCUUCCACUGAUACCCCUCGUGUCCGAGUUUCGUUACCGAGAUAACUGAGAUUUUGGUCUGUGGCUUGGUCCGCGUCUUAGUGCUUAAUAGGCCUUCCAGGCGUUUGCUUGCUGCCCAUAUGCGUUCGUCUCAUUUUGCUAUUUCUAUGUAAAUUUGAAUGCUUGUAAUGUGACAGUGAAUGGAGUUUUUUUCUUUUAUGAGAAUUAAUGUUGGACGUCGUGGAUGGAAGUGCCUGUUGAACAAGGAAACGACCUGCAAUGCACAAGCAGGACUGGUUUUGGUGUAUGUUCCAUCGCAUAGAUAGGUACUUCUGGUCUUGGCAACUACUACAUAUGCAGCCCUGCAUCGAACCAAAAUGCGAAAGUGCUCGUCUGGUGCGCCAAAAGUAUCUCCGUCAUGUAGCUAUGGGAAUAACGCAGUGUUCAUUUAUAGCUCCUACUUUCCUGUGCCAUCGUCAAAGCACUUGCGAAGUUUUUGCACGGGGCAUCAGGAGUACUUCCAGAUCGAUGACAGACGGGCAUAGAAAGUUGAAACAGUUUCAGUAGUCAGCGCUGAGGGUUGAUACUCUGAAAUCCAGAUAGUAAUAAUCUGCUUUGACCGUCAGAUGACGUCUCCAUGUUGUUAUAAGCGAAAAGCAGGAUCUUGGUUUAUAUGAAGCGAUUAUAAGUCAGCAACGCAUGGAGAUGCAGCGAACACCUGUUUUCUCCAACACCACAAAGCAUUCUCAUUUCCCCAUCCCUUCAGACACCUGCGUCACUUCAUUAGAACGCAAAUGUCUCCCUUAUUUUCUACCUCCCUCCCUGCCCUGAUUCACACUCCUACCCAUAAGUUUGGAAUGCUAGAUUAAUUUAAAAUAUCUUUUUAGAAAAAUACAAUGUCACCCGUAAGUUGAAAAUAACCACAGAGGCCACUGCUCGCUGAUGAGGAGAAGGAUUUUAAGAAAACAAUGCCAAGCCACAAUUUUUUUUUGGGAAUGCAGCAUGGUCACCGUGUGAAUUACUCAGCUGGAAGUCAACAUCAAUCGGUGCCAGGUUCAGAAUUAAAAUAAUUUAAAAUUUUGAGUUUAUUUUGACGAAAACAUCGAAGUUGGAUAUUUUUAGUAAAAGUAGUAAAACAGUCAUGUCUAUGACUCUCUCCAAAUAUCUUGGACCAUACUCUAUCAAAAGAUGGGCCGUGUUCUAUUUUUCAGACCCAUUUCUAUUCUGUUAUUCCAGGAGCCCUGGGAUCUAGGCCAAUUGGACAAAUAUAAUAUGGAUCAAGGUGAAGCAUGACACAUUGGAUAUGUAAUUUAGUUUCUCAGUUGCAUUAUAACGUCAGCAAAAGAGAACCUGAGAACAUGCAUAAGUCGCAGGAUUACUAGGGUUUAUGGGAAAAAGAAUAAAUCUCCAUUUUAUCUUGUUUGUGUGUGAGAGAGAGUGUCGAAGCCUGACAUUUUGGUUGAAGUAUGGGAAAAGGAAAUAGUAUUGGUGUCAGAUCAUUACAGCAGGCAUAAACCCUGUUUUGCAUAUUCUUGGAGUCCUAAGUAUGAAGUCUGAGUUCUUCGUCACAGGCACUUUUUUCUUUUUCCAGAAAAGUUUACUUCGUGUUUCAUAUCAAAUAUUCAUUUUAUUAAAGUCUAUUUGAUGCCUAAUUCGUCCAUUAUAUCGAUGACUCCAGGCAGAACCAGGAGACAUGGACCCAUUUUCAUGCAUCUUUGGAGUCCCAAACAUGUGAUUCUAGAUAUUUUCUUGUCACUGGCCCUUUUUUUCUUCCCACAAUUUUGAUUAUAGAUUAAUGUUGGUUAUCCAUUUUAUAGAAGUAUGUUUAAUAGUUAAUUUAUGACAUCAAUGGCUGCCGUUGGGGCUUGGACAGGGGGCGGAUUUGGUCUUUUCAUGGGCAUGCUUCUUGGUGCUUUGGAUAAUCCUCUCAUGCAAGAGGAAAUGAGCGCAAAGCAGCAGUUCAUACACACUGCAAAGCAGAUGGGAAGAAGAAGCUGGAGCUCUGCGAAGACCUUUGCUGUUAUGGGUCUUCUUUUCUCGGCUGCCGAAUGUGUUGUGGAGAAGGUGAAGAAAGAUGGAGACCACAUAGCCGUUCUUGCUCUAGCUAGAUCUUCUCUGUCUCUUAUUCCUGUUUAAACUCUCCAGGCAAGAGCAAAGCAUGAUAUGACCAAUACAGUCGCUGCUGGUUGUUUUACUGGAGGAGCCAUCUCAGCAAAAGGUGACCCACCCUUCUUUUCUCCUAAUUUUUUUAGGAAUCAACGUUCAAUUUUUUUCUUUAUAAAAAAGAAAGAGCAUGAUGCCAGUUCAGAGCACAGGGAAUAUAAUCACCUGAAAAUAUAUGGUGUCUCGCCAUAUCUCCUAUGUUUGGUACUCAAUUUAUCUCCUAUGUUCUGGUGGUACCAUACAUUUGAGAUUUAGUCCUUCAUCCUCCAGAUUUCUUCCAUCACAUUUUCCCAGAUUAUCUGGGUAUCUCUUGCCCAUUAAGUAUAUACUAAGCUUGUAAUCCCCCAUAAGAAAGCAGUCCUUUUUUCUUGUUCUAUUGGUGAAUCCUUUUUAGUUGACUUCCGUUGAUUCAGAAGCCUGCUAUUAUGUGGUCCUUAACGUGCUGCCACUUAAAAAAAAAAAUCCGCGUGGAAUCUUCAAGAGAAUGCAGACCGAUCUUUCUAAAAAUAAAUCAAUGUCAGGCACACCAUCCUAAUUUCUAUGAAGUAUCUACUUGACUUAAAAUUCUUCUGGAAAAUUGUGGCCUAAUCAAACCUAGUGAGCAGGUUUAUUCAUAGCUCCCUUUUUCUCGGAUCAUAAUUUGAACAUUUCGUUCAUCCUUGAACAUAUUGAUGAUCAGCUUGCCCUGAAAAUCUUCGCCCAGACACCAAUUAUCUCAUAGUGACGCUGGCAAGUGAAUGAUCUUAGUUCAAUUACAUUAUCAUCCAAUCAUGAUCAAGAUAUCCUGCCUUAUUCACCUCUUCAACCCCCCUUUUUUUUAUACUAAAAACCCAGCGGAGUGUAAAAAUGCUGUCAGUUAGGACAAAAAAAAAGAUCUAAUAGGACAAAUAUGUUGAUAGCUUCUUAAUUUAUAGUAAAUGACCAUGAUUUUAAUGCCAUGGAUAACAUGAGUUCCUCCCCCACCUGACAAAUGCUAGAUUGGCUUGGGCUCUUAAUCGACAAGCUUAAGACUACUUGGGAUCUUUAUAAUCAGAGGCUUAUUUUUAUGACAGCUAGUAGUGGAUUAUUCCUAGCAAUGUAGGUUUCCAUUUUUUGGUUAUCUCUUUUUGUUUUCCAUAUUGGGAAUGCUCCAUUCUGACGUCUCUGAUGUCUGUGGUCAGGUGGUCCAAAGGCGGCCUGCGCCGGUUGCGCUGGGUUUGCCGCAUUCUCUGUCUUGAUUGAGAAGUUCUUGGACCGGCAAAAUUGA
Molecule: messenger RNA, 3551 nt
Organism: Spirodela intermedia
Lineage: Eukaryota; Viridiplantae; Streptophyta; Magnoliopsida; Alismatales; Araceae
Source: the annotation of a GenBank genome assembly